Ictalurus punctatus (channel catfish) is the source of this 5172-nucleotide messenger RNA. It is a transcript of the gene col28a1a, whose product is annotated as collagen, type XXVIII, alpha 1a. Gene Ontology annotation, molecular function: serine-type endopeptidase inhibitor activity. The record is from RefSeq and is a predicted model, not a curated record. NCBI's taxonomy places the organism in Eukaryota, Metazoa, Chordata, Actinopteri, Siluriformes, Ictaluridae. The coding region runs from base 31 to 3459 and encodes 1142 amino acids. The transcript is spliced from 33 exons.
UACAGGUUUACAUGUGUAUGAGUGGGCAGGAUGCGGUGUAGUGUGGUGCUCUGUGUCCUGCUUCUGAUCUUCUCUGGGAGAGGUCUGAGUCGACAGAGGAGACGACAGAAAGUAAACAAUCUAGUCGUCCAAAAUGAAGCAAGAGCUCUGAUUUGUCCGGUGGAGGUGGCCUUCCUGGUGGACAGCUCUGAGAGUACCAAGGCUCUUCUGUUUGAGAAGCAGCGCAGCUUCGUUCAGCGUUUCAGCACCUGGUUGUCUCCGCUGCACGUUCCCGGCUGGCACGUACGUCUGCGUCUGGCCGCGUUGCAGUUCAGCAGCACCGUCUCAGUGGAACACAACUUCCGUGACUGGCAGGAUGUGGAUGUCUUUCAAAGCCGUGUGGCGUCCAUGGCCCACAUUGGUCAUGGCACGUAUUUGGCCUACGGCAUCUCGAACGCCACGCAACUCUUUACUCAGGAGACGGUGGGCAGCAGUGUGCGUAUCGCCCUGUUGAUGACGAACGGAGUGGAUCACCCACGCAGCCCGAGUGCCAUCGCUGCUGCCGCAGACGCCAAAAACAACAACAUUCGAGUGUUCGUCAUUGGCCUGACGCAAGACAGGCAGAGUGAUACCAGGCUGAGGUCCAUCGCCAGCCCUCCACCACAGCAGCACGUGUUCAGCCUUGAGGAUGCUCAGCUGGACGAGAGGCUUUUCAGAGAGUUGAGCACAGUUGUUAACACAGAGUGUCCACAGCCCAAGCCCUGUCCGUGUGAUAAAGGAGAAAGGGGUCCUGCAGGAAACCCGGGUAAACCAGGAAACCCAGGACAACCUGGCCCUCCUGGUCUCAAAGGAGUCAGGGGGGAACCCGGCUUGAACGGACGACCAGGAAUAGAAGGCCGUGAGGGAAGACCAGGACUGAGAGGGGAAAAGGGUGAGAGAGGAGAGUGCGGAGCAGAAGGGCAUAAAGGAGAUCAAGGUGCAGAUGGACCCCCGGGACCUCGUGGACCUCCAGGAGAGCAGGGUCCCAUUGGUGGUCCUGGAGAUUACGGUCCAGCGGGUCCUGCUGGACCUAAAGGUGACCGAGGACCUCCUGGAGCUUCUGGUCCUCCCGGAGACCAGGGAAUUGGAUUUCCUGGUCCAAAGGGAGACAAGGGGAACCAGGGCAGACCGGGCCCUAUUGGACCUGUUGGGAUUGGAGAGCCAGGACCACCAGGAUCACCGGGACCACUAGGACUGCCAGGCAACCAAGGUUCUCCAGGCGAGGGUUUACCAGGACACAAGGGGGACAGAGGCUUUGAGGGUCCAAAAGGUGCACCUGGACCUCCAGGGUUAGGCAUCAAAGGUGAAAAGGGGGAUCCUGGAGCUCCAGGACCACAGGGACUGGUUGGAUUUCCUGGAGAUGGAAUUCAGGGAGAAAAGGGUGAACAAGGCCCAGUAGGGCCACCGGGCGCUAGAGGAGCUGCUGGUGUGGGCAUUGUAGGCCCAAAGGGGGAUCAGGGCUUCCCUGGUGCACCUGGACUUCAAGGAGAAAGAGGCAUCGGAGAACCUGGACCAAAAGGGGACCCAGGAUCAGAUGGUGCUCCGGGAAUUCCUGGCAUCCCAGGAGAAGAUGGAGCUGUGGGAUCCAAGGGUGAGAUGGGUUUACCAGGUCUGCAAGGUCCUGAUGGUGCACCAGGAAAAGGCAUUCCAGGAGAAAGGGGCGAUCAGGGUGACCGAGGGGUUCGUGGUCUUCCAGGAUCUCCAGGACCUGCAGGGCCGCCAGGGGCGAAGGGUGAACCUGGUAGUCCCGGGAUGCCGGGGAUGCCUGGGCCGCCAGGGUUUGGAUAUCCUGGUCCAAAGGGUGAGCCUGGGCCUGUGGGUCCUCAGGGCAUGGUCGGAGAGCCAGGAUUCGGACUUGCAGGGCCAAAGGGUGACAGAGGACCACCUGGACUGGUGGGACCACAAGGGGUAAAGGGAGAAGGUUACCCUGGGCCUCAGGGACUUCCUGGAUUGCCUGGAGUACCAGGAGAAAUGGGACCACAUGGAAACGGACUACCAGGACCUAAGGGGGACAGAGGCUCCCCUGGUGUUCCUGGGCCAUCUGGGCCCCCUGGAAUAGGACUUUUGGGACCAAAGGGUGCGACCGGUCAACCAGGCCCUCCUGGGCCUCCAGGUCCACCUGGUGAGGGCAUUCAGGGCCCAAAGGGAGAGCCAGGCUUCCAGGGACCACCAGGCCCCAGAGGUCUCACAGGAGAAGGCAUUGCAGGAGAGAAGGGGGACAGAGGUCUGCCUGGUGAGCGCGGCAGAAAAGGAGACAGUGGAGAUUUCGGAGCACCUGGGAGAACAGGAGCAGUGGGAAAACCUGGUGAGAAAGGAGAUCCUGGCCUCUCGAGAGAAGAAGUGAUCCAAAUAAUCAGGGAAAUGUGUGGUUGUGGUCGGAGGUGCAGCGAGAGACCCCUGGAGCUCGUUUUCAUAAUCGACAGCUCCGAGAGCGUCGGUCCCGAGAACUUUGAGCUUACGAAGGACUUUGUGAACGCUCUGAUGGACCGUGUGGCAGUGAGCCGCGAGGCUACACGUGUGGGAGUUGUGUCGUACAGUCACGUCGACAUGGUGGUGGUCAGCCUUCAGCAGCUGACCGACCGCACCAGCAUUAAAGCCGCUGUACGUCAGAUGCCCUAUCUGGGGGAGGGUACUUUUACGGGACGUGCUAUCCGCAGUGCCACGCGGUUGUUCCAGGCCUCGCGCCAUGGUGUGAGGAAGGUGGCUCUGUUGCUGACGGACGGACAAGCGGACCGACGGGAUACGGUGCAGUUGGAGGUUGCCGCAGAAGAAGCGCACGCUGCUGGGAUAGAGAUGUUCGUAAUCGGCGUAGUGAAUCGCAGCGAUUCAGGUUACGGCCAGUUUCAGAGAGAGAUGAAUUCCAUCGCUUCAGAUCCGGAUGAAGAGCACGUCUACCUUAUCCACGACUUCAUGAACUUGCCCAACUUGGAGAGUGAGAUACUGAGUCGGAUCUGUGAGCCGGACGAUGACUCGGUGCUCAGCUCAAAAGGGAUCAUCAUUUUCCCAGCUGGCAAAGAGCCGGAAGCUCCAGCGGGGUUUAAGACUCCCUCUCCAGAGACACGUGAAAUCGACGACAGGAAGCCGUCAGCGUUCGAAGAGGAUGUGGAUGAUUUUACAGCAGGGAACAGAGUGAGUCUCCAGCCUCCUGCCGUGACUGUGACGAGAUCUCGGCCUCCCACAAACGUCCUGUUUGACCCUGACUUCAGCUCUCCUUCACAGAUUCAACCUCCACCGUUCCAGUCUGGAGCAGCUGUAGACUGUACGGAGCGUCUCGACCCCGGGCCGUGCAGGAACUACGAUGUGAAGUGGUACUACGAUCCUUUAGCUAACGCCUGCGCCCAGUUCUGGUAUGGAGGUUGCCAAGGCAACAGCAACCGCUUCGACACACACCAGAGCUGCAUGGACGCUUGUGUGAAAAGAUUAAAAGUUUUAUCUGGUUGAACAUCAAGAAAGGAAACAUGUCUUCUUAGGUAGUGUAAAUAUUAAUGAACAAAUUGUUACCACUUUUUAUUAGGACAUGCGAGUACAAUGUGGUAAAAAAAAAAUCAAAAAAGUAUUGAUUUUUAUUUUAUAGAUGUGCUUUGCAGUUUAUACAUAAGGAAUAAAACACCCGGGGGUGUUCUGUUAUAGGAAAAUAACCAACAGUAUGGUAGUGUGACACGGCCAUAACAGCACAUAUCAAAGUGUUUUAUUCCUCUUAUCCGACUUUGCCAAACUAACAUUUUUUUUUAUUUAUUAAAGAGCAACACAGCAUAUUUCUAUUCCAUUUACAGUUUACAUUAUGUUGUAGAACAUCCAGAAAAGAGUUGCUCCGUCACCAGACGCUCCUUUUGUCUAUCUCGACGUUAAUAGGACUAAAAAAAAAAUGCUGCUUGUCGUUUUACCAAGAGCCCACCGACUCAAAUCUUAAAGUUACAGCUUUACCUUUGACUGUUACAAAGUGCUGACACUGGAGACUCCUUCCACAAAUACAAACAGGAAGACUCCCACCAUAUCAACAUAUCUACACACAUUUUUUUUUUUUUUUUAUGAUUCUUUGUGGAGCGUCCACCGUACAAGUCCCUUUGCAAGUUGUUACUAUAGAAACGAUAACAUGUUCGAACGAGGGCAUUCUCGAUUCUGAUGAGUCAGAAUGUUUAUAUAGGCUGAUGAAGGUAAACACUAUGGACUAUUUGGUAGAAGGUUACAGUUACAUGAUAGUUUAAUUUCGAGGGCUUGGAAUCAGAUUGCUGCUCAUGAAGAUGAGAAACAUCCCUCAGAAUGUAGUAAAAAUUACAUUACAUAUGAUGCCACUAAAAAUAAGUUAUGAGCAAUGAUUGUUUGCAUUCGUUUUCAGAAUACGGAAUUUAGGAUUGUCAACGUGUCAUGGAUUAAAACUUGAAAUGGCACUGAUCUAAUAACCACGGGUGAUACCAGUAAAAAAAACAUGAAAGGAAAAGUGGAUUGGGAUAUGAGAGGGGGAAAAAAGAACGCCUUUGAUUGGAAUUGGGUUUGGAAAAAGUUUGUUUUAAAUGUUUACAUAUGAAGAGUUUUGAUUUUAGUUUUUUUGUUGUUGUUGUUUUUGUUAGGAUAGACUGCUGUAAAAAACAAACAAACAAACAACAAAAACAAUAGAAACCCUCAUACAAUUUGUAAUGGUUUUUAAUGGUUUUAAUGGAAACUGUAAUGCUCCCUGUGGAUAAUUUGGUAAUCGGUUCCUUUCUAUUUGUGGCAUGUUAUGACUAGUGGAUACCAUUAAGGACCAAUAAUGGUAAUGGUUUUAACGGUUAGAUGAUAGUUGGUCAUGGUAUUUGUAGUGGAAACCUUUAGAAUGACUGUUAUGGUUGCUAUUGUUUUUUUUUGUUUUUUUUUUCAGCACGGGAUUUUUUAAAAUAUAUAUAUUUAUAUUGUGUGAAAGCUGCAGUUUUGUCUACAUUGUGCUUUUACUGCUUUUUAACCCUAGGUUUAAAAAAAAAAUUACGCUUAGUAUAGUUAAAAAAUAGAAAAAAGAAGAAGAAAAAAAGCCGUUUAGGUAUUAUCAACAUCGGCUCAUCCUCAAGGUUUCCGUAUUGUUAUUGUACCUCUAAUCAUAAUUAUUGUUUCUAAUUAUCUUAUUAUAACUGUUUACUAUUUCAUACAAUUAAAAAGAGGCGGUUUUCAGACCAAAAAAAAAGC